Cyphellophora europaea CBS 101466 is the source of this 1653-nucleotide messenger RNA. RefSeq lists its product as uncharacterized. The coding region runs from base 1 to 1653 and encodes 550 amino acids. NCBI's taxonomy places the organism in Eukaryota, Fungi, Ascomycota, Eurotiomycetes, Chaetothyriales, Cyphellophoraceae. Gene Ontology annotation, molecular function: inositol-3-phosphate synthase activity. The record is from RefSeq and is a predicted model, not a curated record. Gene Ontology annotation, biological process: phospholipid biosynthetic process; inositol biosynthetic process. Gene Ontology annotation, cellular component: cytoplasm. The transcript has 3 exons.
AUGGCCCCUCACGCGGAACAGAGCGACGGCCACAUGAACGGGUUUGGUACCAAUGGAACUGCAACGCCCGCUGAAUACAUUGACCCCAAGCAGGAACUUUUCGUCGUGAACUCCCCAGACGUUCAGUACUCCGGCGAGCAAAUCCAGUCAAAGUACGUCUACCGAACGACUGCCGUGUCCAAGUCCGGCAAUAGCUAUGUGGCCACUCCCAAGGAGACCAAAUACGACUUCAAGGUCGACCGCAAGGUUGGCAAGGUCGGUGUCAUGCUUGUCGGCUUGGGUGGCAACAACGGCACCACGGUCACGGCUGGAAUUCUCGCCAACAAGCGUGGCUUGGUUUUCGACACCAAGGAAGGUCCUCGGGCAUCCAACUACUACGGCUCGCUCGUCAUGGGCUCAACCAUGAAGCUCGGCACAGAUGCACAAACUGGUGAAGAGAUUAACAUCCCCUUCCACAAUGUUUUGCCCAUGGUCCACCCCAACGAUCUGGUCGUUGGCGGCUGGGAUAUCUCAAGCAUGAAUUUGGCCGAAGCAAUGGAUCGCGCCCAGGUCUUGGAGCCCGAUCUGAAACGGCAAGUCCGGAAGGAGAUGGCUGCGAUCACGCCUUUGAAGAGCAUCUACUAUCCGGAUUUCAUCGCGGCAAAUCAGGAGGAUCGCGCCGACCACGUGGUUGAGGGCUCCAAGGCCUGCAAUGCCCACGUCGAACACUUGCGCCAGGAUAUCAGGAACUUCAAGAGUGCCAACAACCUCGACAAAGUCAUCGUGCUCUGGACAGCGAACACUGAGCGUUACGCCGACGUCGUCCCUGGCGUGAACGACACAGCUGACAAUCUGCUUAAGGCCAUUGAGCAAGGCCAUGAGGAGAUCUCGCCGUCGACUGUGUUCGCCGUCGCUUGCAUCCUUGAGGGUACCCCCUUCAUCAAUGGCUCGCCUCAGAAUACCUUUGUUCCAGGUGCGGUCCACCUCGCUGAGAAGCACAACGCCUACAUCGGUGGUGACGACUUCAAGUCCGGCCAGACCAAGAUGAAGUCGGCACUGGUCGACUUCUUGAUCAAUGCCGGCAUCAAGCUCACCUCGAUUGCCAGCUACAACCAUCUCGGUAACAAUGACGGCAAGAACUUGAGUUCACAGAAGCAAUUCCGAUCCAAGGAAAUCUCCAAGUCCAAUGUCGUGGAUGACAUGGUCGCUGCCAACUCCGUCUUGUACAAGAAGGAUGAGCAUCCAGAUCACACCGUUGUCAUCAAGUACAUGCCUGCCGUGGGCGACAACAAGCGUGCGCUCGACGAGUACUAUGCUGAAAUCUUCAUGGGUGGCCAUCAGACCAUCAGCAUCUUCAACGUCUGCGAGGACUCACUGCUCGCCUCGCCGUUGAUCAUCGACCUCGUCAUCCUAGCUGAGAUGUUCACUCGCAUCCAAUGGAAGGCAGACACUGAGUCGGACUUCAAGAACUUCCACUCGGUGCUGAGCGUUCUGAGCUACAUGCUCAAGGCCCCUCUCACACCUCCCGGCACCCCAGUCGUGAACGCCCUGGCCAAGCAACGCAACUGCCUGACCAACAUCUUCCGUGCCUGUGUGGGUCUGCAGCCCGAGUCCGACAUGACUCUCGAGCACAAACUGUUUCCUGCAAUGACCAAGUCCAAGGUUAUUGUAUAG